This is a messenger RNA of Aquila chrysaetos chrysaetos, 3509 nucleotides long. It is a transcript of the gene SLC25A24, whose product is annotated as solute carrier family 25 member 24. The coding region runs from base 134 to 1564 and encodes 476 amino acids. NCBI's taxonomy places the organism in Eukaryota, Metazoa, Chordata, Aves, Accipitriformes, Accipitridae. Gene Ontology annotation, cellular component: mitochondrial inner membrane. Gene Ontology annotation, molecular function: calcium ion binding; ATP transmembrane transporter activity. The transcript is spliced from 11 exons. Gene Ontology annotation, biological process: transmembrane transport. The record is from RefSeq and is a predicted model, not a curated record.
GGCCCGGCUCGGCUCGGCUCCUCCUCUGGCAGCUGCGGGCGUUGGCAGCAGCACAGGCGGUUCCUCCUGUCCGCGCCCAGCCCGCAGGAGCCGAGGGGCGAGCGUCCCGCUGCCUGUACUGCACGGCAGCGCCAUGUUCCAGCUCCUACGAGGCCUCGCGUUGCCGGCGGCCGCUUGCGACGGGAGCAGGGAUGGCGACUCCCGGUACGCUAACCUCUUCCGGAAGCUGGACCUCAACGAAGAUGGGAGGGUGGAUAUCGCCGAGCUCCAGACGGGCCUCCGGGCCAUGGGCAUCCCCCUGGGAAAAGAGGCGGAGGAGAAAAUUUUUAAAGCUGGAGAUACUAACCAGGAUGGACAGCUAGAUUUUGAAGAAUUUAUGCAGUAUCUUAAAGAUCAUGAGAAAAAGAUGAAACUGGCAUUUAAGAGCCUGGACAAAAACAAUGAUGGAAAAAUUGAAGCAUCAGAGGUUGUCCAGUCCCUCAAGAUACUGGGUAUAAGCAUUUCAGAAAAACAGGCAGAAAAGAUCCUGCAAAGUAUUGAUGCUGAUGGGACAAUGACAGUAGACUGGAAUGAGUGGAGAGACCAUUUUAUGUUUAACCCAGCUACAGACAUUGAGGAAAUAAUUCGAUAUUGGAAACAUUCCACUGUGUUGGAUAUAGGAGAUAGUUUGACUGUUCCAGAUGAGUUCACGGAGGAAGAGAAAAAGACUGGACAGUGGUGGAAACAGCUGUUGGCAGGAGGAGUGGCUGGUGCUGUCUCUCGAACGGGUACAGCGCCGUUAGAUCGCCUUAAAGUGAUGAUGCAGGUUCAUGGUUCAAAAUCAAACAAAAUGAAUAUAGCCAGUGGUUUUAAGCAAAUGUUGAAAGAAGGUGGUGUCCGAUCCCUCUGGAGGGGAAAUGGUGUAAAUGUUGUGAAAAUAGCUCCUGAAACAGCUAUUAAAUUCUGGGCUUAUGAACAGUAUAAGAAGAUACUCACUAAGGAUGAUGGGAAGUUAGGCACUGUUGAAAGAUUUGUAUCUGGUUCUUUGGCUGGAGCAACAGCACAAACUUCUAUUUAUCCCAUGGAGGUUUUAAAGACCAGAUUGGCUGUGGGUAAAACAGGGCAAUAUUCUGGGAUGUUUGACUGUGCUAAGAAGAUCUUAAAAAGAGAAGGUGUAAAGGCCUUCUACAAAGGCUAUAUUCCUAAUAUUCUGGGUAUAAUUCCUUAUGCUGGCAUUGACCUUGCUGUUUAUGAGCUCUUAAAGAGUACAUGGCUAGAACACUAUGCAUCAAGCUCCGCUAACCCAGGUGUUUUUGUAUUGUUGGGGUGUGGUACUGUUUCCAGCACGUGUGGGCAGUUAGCCAGUUACCCUCUUGCUCUUAUCAGAACACGCAUGCAGGCUCAAGCCUCAGUGGAAGGAGCUCCACAGCUAAACAUGGUCGGUCUCUUUCAAAGAAUUGUUGCUACGGAGGGAAUCCGAGGACUUUAUAGGGGCAUAGCCCCUAAUUUUAUGAAGGUGCUUCCAGCUGUCAGCAUCAGCUAUGUUGUAUACGAAAAAAUGAAGCAGAAUUUGGGAAUAGCAUGAAAUGAAGGAAAAAGGUAGGAGAAGUUUAUACUGCCUUGAUACUGAAUAUAUGAAAGUGACUUUUUGUUUUGUCAUGCUGCCUAUACUGAACCAUUUCACAGGCAACAUUUUGCACGCCUAGACGUAAGCACUUAUUGUUAUUUUUGAAGACUUAAUGUUAAUUUCAUAAGAAAUGGGAUCUUAGAUACAGACAAGGAUGGAGUAACACCUUAAAAUGUAACCCAUCACCUUUAUCUUCAGGCUAACCUUUUUUUUGUUUUUAAAGAAUAAAAGCCUGGGAAACUGCUGUUCCAUGGUAUCAGAAUACCUCAAAUGGAUUUACACAAUAUUUUUGUAAUACAAUCAGUGAUGUUCAUAACUUGCUUCACUGGACCUGCUUUUCAUUGCACUUGCAAAUGUUAGCACCAUUAACCAUGACAAGCUUUGGGUUACAGCUGCACAUUUUAUAGGAUCUAUAAUAUACAGGAACAGAAAAAGCUUGGUUACUAGAUCCAUUCUAUAGAAGUCCAAGUUGCCAUUUAAAAACGGGGUGGAAGAUCCAAUAUUAAGCUGUUAGUGAUUGUAAUACAGCCAAUAGUGGAACUCACCAUAGCUGCCUUGGGGAGAGAAAUCUUUCUCAUUUUGGAGUCUCCAUUCUUUCCCUACUCGGAGGGCUACGGUCCACUACGUGCUUUUAGCCAAUACGGAACUGCAUUAUUAUGUAAAGGUUUUAUGGGUUUGUUAUGUGAGAUAAAUCCUCAUUCCCUCAGUCUUUUGUGCACACUGGCUGUGUGUGUGAAGUUCAGAUAGUAAAAUACUGAGGCAUUUUGUCCAAGUGACCAAAUGGGACUGCUGAUCUCGGGUGCCCAUCAGGUUGAUGUUAAUGAAGCAAGCAAAGCAUGCACACAGAACUUGUUAGUGCUUGAGAAACAGCUCCUCCUCAAAAACCAAAGCAGCACUUCCUCAAUGCAGAAAGUAGGUAUUUCCAUGUGCAAGGACUUCCAAAGUUACUUCCUUUUUUGGGGGCGUGGGGAAGCGUGCCACAUUUCAGUUGCCUUCAGGCCUGAACACUGAAAUAGACUAACAAUUAUUUCCGAACUCAUUUUGUCACGCUUUUUCUGCUUUCUGCUAUGUGUGGUGUCUUAAUCUUUGUAAAUUCAAGAUUAUCUUUAUACUUAUUUUGACUUUCUAAAAGCAAUUGCUCUUAGACCACUUCCUGAAAUUGGAUUACUGAAGGAAGGAAGAACUUUGUUCCUGUAAGGUCAUUAAGGGUCUCUUUUUUUUCUUUUUCUUUUAAACAAACAAAUAAGCAAGCAAACAUGAAUAACUGCCUGAACCUCCCUUGUUCCACAUACUGUUUGGGCCAUGUUUUUCAAACAGCAAUCAGAUGUAAACCUGUGUUCAGUGCUUCCAUGGCCGAUGUUUAUUCUCCAUAAACUGAUAUAUAACAACUCCAUAAAGUUAAUAUUCUAAAAUGUUGUUUUAUCAGAUUUCAGAAAAUGGCAGCUUUAGCUGUGUCUUUUGGACUUCCCACUUUUUUAAAAAAACAAAAAGUCAUUCUAUCCAAAUCACCCAUAUGUACAAUGCCUUUCUGAUCUGAAUGUUUCUUGGUUUUGCCAACAUUCUUGUAUCUUUGUGGGAUUUGUGAGAUCAGUUCCCAAUCAUUUUGUUUGACUGUGACCAAUGAGCAAAUGUAUUGUGUGUGUGAUGCGGAGGUGACUUCACCAGUGUCUAUCUUCUAGGCUUGCUCCAUUUUGUUUAUAGUGUGUAAGUGCCAUUAUGAGUAUUGAAAAUUAUGGUAAUGAUGUUUUCAAAUGUUGAAAAGAUGGGGGUCUUGCAAAUUUAAUUUUUCAUGAUGUGCCUUUAUGAUGACUGUGUUCAGUUGUGUAUUCUUUGUCUCUUAAAGGUAUGUUUACCUUUUUAGCUCUAUAAAACUACCAGUUUCUAAUAAAUGUUUGUUUCCUUA